Messenger RNA from Macadamia integrifolia, 2211 nucleotides. Its product is annotated as iron-sulfur cluster co-chaperone protein HscB homolog. Lineage: Eukaryota; Viridiplantae; Streptophyta; Magnoliopsida; Proteales; Proteaceae. Gene Ontology annotation, biological process: protein complex oligomerization; [2Fe-2S] cluster assembly. Gene Ontology annotation, molecular function: protein-folding chaperone binding; ATPase activator activity. The record is from RefSeq and is a predicted model, not a curated record.
UCAAUCUUUACCCAGAAAAGAAACCCAUACCCAAACGCCUCUCCUUACCCGAGUUUCAAUCCUCUUAUUUUCUUUGCUAUUCCUUGUCUUCAAGGUUUGGUCGUGACCUAAUGAACAAGAGGGAGGAAGCCCACUGAAGGAGUUGCAGAGAUUGUUUUGCCGACGCCGGUGAUCGAAGGCGACCCUAACUGCCGAUCAAUCCUCCUCUUCCGAUCUCUUCUCUCCCAAACUUCUGAGACCCUCUUUCGAUCUCUUCUCUCCCAAACACCCCGAGAGCUUCUCUUUCUACAUAGGCGUGGUUUUGCCGACGCCGGUGAUCGAAGGCGACCCUACCAAAAUCCCCAACGUAUCUGCUUCUCUUCCAUUCUCUUCUCUCCCAAACUGCCGAGACCGAGAGCUUCUACCCAUCUACGGAGGCGUGGUUUUUGUUUCCUCCGAUCCCGGAAAAAGAACAAAUUCAUCCAAACUUCCCAAUUAAAUCUUCAUUUUUUUUUCUUGCGAUCUAGGGUUCCUUCCAUUCAUUCUCUACUCUCUGGAGUCCCAUUUCCAAUACAUCAUCAUCGUCAUCAUCUACUUUAUACUAGAGCUCCUGCUAAUUCUAUAGAUCCAAAACUCGUCGAUUUUCAAUUCUCUCUCUCUCUUUCUCUCGACCAAGUUCCUGAAAGAUUAUCUCUCUCCGUAAUAAUAUUAGCCAUCUCAAAGAUUUCUAUAAAUUCUGUUUCAUAUAUUUGUGAAUGUGUGAAUGCUUGAAAAUCUUAUUCUGAAACUCUGUUCGGAGCUUCUGAUUAUUGAGAUUUACAGAAGGUCUUCAAGCAAUUUAGGGUUUGAUUUGGGUUUCCUGCUUUUUUGGACGCAAGAAGAGGAGAAAAGUUGGGGCAUUUGAGAGAUCUCCAGUGUCGUAUCUUGUUUUGAUUCGUUUUUGACGGGGAAGGUAACUGUUGGAGAAAAGUUGCAGUCUAGGUCUGAUUUGUCGGAGAAAAGAGAGGAGAAAUCUCAGAUGGGUAAGGAGAAAAGCAUUAGCACUUAGCAGUGAAGAUGGAUAGUUUUUAUUAAGAUAAAGAUGACAGCCGUUGGAAGGUUUAUGUACACGUGUCAAUAGACAUGGGCGAUUGAGGCCGAAUAGGGGUGGGACGUGGGACUGGUGAGGAGGAGGAGUUGCAGACGGUGUGGAUAGGAGAGGCGGGUUUUCUUGAUCAUGUUUCUUUCUCACCUGGAGGCUUUUGGAGGGUUUUCGGUCAGAUUAUGAGGAGGACAGGUGUUGUUCCAUCAGAGAUCGUUGGAAGUCGUUGGAGACGAACCGAACCGAACCGAACCGAACCCUUCCCGAACGGCUCCAUAGAGAAAAAGGGCAAAAAAGAAGUGGGUAUCAUCCCCGGUCCACUCGGAUUGGAAAACCGAUCCGAUUUUUCGAGUUUUAAAAGCAGUAACCCAACUGUAACAUCAAACCCCAACCGCCACUGAUCGUUUCUCUCCGUCUUCCGUCUUUCUGGAUUUCUGUGGAAAUCAAACCUCUGAAGAUAUCAUUUUCCGAAAGAAGAGAAAAUGUCGAAUAGGAAACUUUGGCUGUCAGCCUUGGGAGCUUUGCGCAGAAACUUUCGUUCAACAUCUCGUUUCUCUAUUGGUUUUCAUCCCAAGUUCGAAUCUUCUGGAUUUUUCUCGUGUUCUUAUGAGGUCGGAAAGCCUCCGGAUUAUGCAAGCUGCAGAGAUCGCUUCGCAGAGAUACGUAGUUUCUCUAGUAAGAAUUUUGCCUCGGAAUCAGCAGAUGGAGGCGUUAGUGGAUGCUGGAAUUGCAGCGCCGUUCCCACGUCGAAACCAUUUCUUUCUUGCGAGUCAUGUAAAAGUGUUCAACCAGUUGAUUCAUCUGUUGAUUACUUCCAGAUAUUUGGCUUGGAUAAAAAGUAUGAAAUCGAGGAUUGUAGUCUCGAGAAAAAGUACAAAGAUUGGCAAAAGAAACUACACCCUGAUUUAGUUCAUUCGAAAUCUGAGAAGGAAAAAGAGUAUGCUGCUGAACAGUCGGCUCGAGUAAUUGAUGCCUACCGAACACUGAGUAAGCCAUUAUUGAGGGCAAUAUACAUGUUGCGAAUAGAGGGCGUCCAUGUGGAUGAAGAAACAACAAUUUCAGAUCCAGAAUUUUUAGCAGAGAUUAUGGAGAUCAGGGAAGCUGUUGAAGAGGCUGAUGGCCCUCAGUCAUUAAAUAAAAUCCAGUGUCAG